CUCCAUAUAAUCAGCGCGCGCAACGCACUUGCGGACGCAUCGCAUCGACCAACCCCAGCUCCAUGCAUUAAACCACAACAACCCAACCCCCACCACCACCACCACCACCACCACCACCACCCAGGCAACAGCAAGAAUGACCUCGUCCCCAACCAGCCGCAACGCCAUCGACCUCCUCACCAGCCUGGCCGGAAUCAUCACCACCAUCGCCACCAACCUGCACGCCAACCGGCUCGACCGCGCGGGGCUCCGCGCCACGCUCAAGGAGUACGCCGCGCGCGCCGAGUCGGACGCCAAUCUGAUCAACGCCUCGCGGCAGUCGCAGCGCUGCGUCGAGCACGGCCUGCUGCUCGCCUACGUGCACAUGGAGUUCGUCGCCACCCUGCUGCGCUACAACCUGACCGUCCCCGCCACGGCCGUGAAGUGGUACAGCGUGCGCUCGCUGCGGAAGCGCCACCGCCUGUCCCUGUUCGGGAUCCCCGCGCAGGCGCGCGACCUGCGCGCCCAGCUGGAGAAUAUCCAGAAUAAGGCCGAGCUGCUGUAUGCGGAUUUCGCGGAGAGUGGGGUGCAAAUCCCCGAGACGCCGAUUCUGUAUCGCAAGGUUACGGCUUGUGAGCCGGUUGGGGCGCCGCCGGAAGCGAUUCAUGAUCUCCUCCGUCGCGGGACCCUUGCUGAGCAGGAGUUGAGUGGGAAGAUUCCGCCUUGAGGGGUGUGAGGAUACCAGGUUGUGGACGUAAGCAUUAU
Aspergillus aculeatinus CBS 121060 is the source of this 744-nucleotide messenger RNA. Its product is annotated as glyoxalase family protein. NCBI's taxonomy places the organism in Eukaryota, Fungi, Ascomycota, Eurotiomycetes, Eurotiales, Aspergillaceae. The record is from RefSeq and is a predicted model, not a curated record. Bases 137 to 706 code for a protein of 189 amino acids. The transcript is spliced from 3 exons.